This is a messenger RNA of Hyaena hyaena (striped hyena), 2190 nucleotides long. Its product is annotated as lysine-specific demethylase 4C. Gene Ontology annotation, cellular component: nucleus. The record is from RefSeq and is a predicted model, not a curated record. The transcript is spliced from 11 exons. Gene Ontology annotation, biological process: chromatin remodeling. NCBI's taxonomy places the organism in Eukaryota, Metazoa, Chordata, Mammalia, Carnivora, Hyaenidae. Gene Ontology annotation, molecular function: histone H3K9 demethylase activity; histone H3K36 demethylase activity. The annotation marks the transcript as partial.
AAUUGCCUGAGGUUCCUUCGAUUGAGGAGGAAGUGGAAGAAACAGAGUCUUGGGCGAAGCCUUUGGUCCACCUUUGGCAGACAAAGUCUCCAAACUUUGUGGCUGAGCAGGAGUAUAAUGCAGCCAUGGCCAGAAUGGAGCCACACUGUGCCAUCUGUGCUCUCCUUAUGCCAUACUACAAGCCAGAUAGCAGCAAUGAAGAAAAUGAUUCUAGAUGGGAGACAAAAUUAGACGAAGUGGUUACUCCGGGAGGAAAGACUAAGCCCCUCAUUCCAGAGAUGUGUUUUAUUUAUAGCGAAGAAAAUAUAGAAUAUUCUCCGCCUAAUGCCUUUCUGGAAGAGGAUGGAACAAGUCUUCUGAUUUCCUGUGCAAAGUGCUGCGUGCGGGUUCAUGCAAGUUGCUAUGGUGUCCCUUCUCACGAGAUCUGUGAUGGAUGGCUAUGUGCUCGGUGCAAAAGAAAUGCAUGGACAGCAGAGUGCUGUCUCUGCAAUUUGAGAGGGGGUGCUCUUAAGGAAACGAAGAAUAAUAAGUGGGCCCAUGUCAUGUGUGCCGUCGCGGUCCCAGAAGUUCGAUUCACUAAUGUCCCAGAAAGGACACAGAUAGAUGUAGGCAGAAUACCUUUACAGAGGUUAAAAUUGAAAUGCAUCUUCUGCAGACACCGAGUUAAGAAGGUCUCUGGAGCCUGCAUCCAGUGUUCCUACGGCCGCUGCCCAGCCUCCUUCCAUGUCACAUGUGCUCAUGCUGCUGGGGUGCUGAUGGAGCCUGAUGAUUGGCCAUAUGUGGUGAACAUCACAUGCUUUCGACAUAAGGUCAACCCAAAUGCGAUGAACAAACUGAGGCUGAUAAAGGUUCAAGAUCCCAAGAUCACACAGCUAAAGUCCAAAGCUGCCGAGAAGGGCAUCUGUGUUGGGCAGACAGUCAUCACAAAGCAUCGGAACACGCGGUAUUACAGCUGCAGAGUGAUCGCUGUGACAUCGCAGACCUUCUAUGAGGUCGUCUUUGAUGACGGCUCCUUCAGCAGAGACACAUUCCCUGAGGAUAUAGUGAGCCGAGACUGUGUGAAACUGGGCCCUCCUGCUGAGGGAGAAGUUGUCCAAGUCAAGUGGCCCGAUGGCAAACUCUAUGGGGCAAAAUAUCUGGGAUCAAAUGUUGCCCACAUGUACCAGGUUGAAUUUGAAGAUGGAUCCCAGAUAGCAAUGAAGAGAGAGGACAUCUACACUUUAGACGAAGAGUUACCCAAGAGAGUGAAAGCUCGUUUUUCCACAGCUUCUGAUAUGCGAUUUGAAGACACAUUUUACGGAGCAGACAUAAUCCAAGGGGAGAAAAAGAGACAGAGAGUGCUGAGCUCCAGGUUUAAGAACGAAUAUGUGGAUGACCCCGUGUACCGCACUUUUUUGAAGAGCUCUUUCCAGAAGAAGUGUCAGAAGAGACAGUAAUCUGCAUGGACUGCUGCAGGCAACUGAGCAACUUGGGCCAGAAGAGGAAAGAUGAAGGGACAGCCUUGGGGCCAGCAAUGUGUUUCACUGGGGUAGGUGGCAGGGGUGUCUCUGACAGUGGAAAAUUAGGCAUGCUGGAGUUUGUCACCCAAACCACAGAGUACAAGUAUUACUAAUUGGACACAACAAUCUGAAGUCAUCCCCUAGUCCUGCUUUCACUUGUGAACAACUGUCUUCGAUGAUCCCAAAGAACUUUUCUAAGUACAAGGAAAUAAUAGUGAAUCACCCACCAAAAAAAGCCACUGCCAGAGGGGGCGGGUCCCCACAUGCGACCUAAUUAGGCCCUUAGUCAGGAAACACAUGGAGACUUCUCUCCACAAGCCCAGCAGGUGGGAGCCUCCAUACCCAGGUAGGAGGGUGAUAAUUUAUAUAUUUUCCACAGUCAGGGAAGGACUCUCACUUAUUUGUCUUAAAUGGAAGUUUUUAUAAAACAUUUUUAAAAUACAAAUGGCCUGUAUGGUAAUGAGAUUUACCCAUGUGCUAUCUGUAAUUUCCCUUGUACAGAACUUUUACAUUUUUUUAUAUCCCUAUUACUUUUGAUUGUGUCUGAUGAGAACUGAGUUGUUGGCCUUUGUGAAAUUUUUGGCUCUUGAGAAAGAAUUCUUAUGAAUUGUAUGGGAAUUUUAUAUAUUUAAAGAGGGAGAUCUGGGGCUGUUAUUUUUAAACACUUUUUUUUCAUAAUAUUCUGAGUAGA